AUGGCACAGCUAAAGGCCGAGGUGGAGCAGGUCAAGGAUGAGAACACAGCUCAGAGUCAUGUGCUGGACUCUGUUGAUGUAAGGUCAAAGGUCACUGAGAAUCUGGUGAAAGACCAAGAGGCCGUGGUGGUUGACCUGAAAAACACAGUGGACCUACUGAAGGGUCAAACCACAGAGCAAGCCAUUCAACUGCAAUUACUAAGCAAUAAGACCAGCUCAACUGUUAUCUUGGUGGAGGAGCAGAAGACCACAGUGGUUGGAUUGCAGACGGCCGUGGAGGAUCUGAAGAAGGAGAACUCCCUCCAGGCCCAGAAGCUGGUGGUCCUCACAGAGAAGACCGGUCAGAUAGAGGGACAGGUGGCAGUGGUGGCUGGGCUUCAGACUGAGAUUGAAGGACUCAGGGACAAGCAUGAAGCUCAGUCUGUGGAGCUCUCUGACAUCAGUGACCGGUCCAGCUCCACUGAGAGCCUGGUGAAGGAGCAGCAGACGGCAGUGGUGGACCUGAAGGCUACUCUGGAGGAACUGAAGAAGGAGAACGCCGAUCAGUCACUGGAACUAAGUGCUGUAAGUGAAAAGACUACCUCCGCUGAGAACCUUAUUAAGGAGCAGCAUGUCAUUUUGGAUCUCAAGGCUAAAGUAGAGGAACUGAAGAGGGAAAAUUAAGUUCAGACCCAGGAACUGGUAAAUCUUGGAGACAAGACAAGUCAAAUGGAAGGACAGGCGACUGUGGUGUUGGACCUCAAGGCAGAAGUACAGGCACUAAAAACAGAAAACAAAGACCAGUCCAAGGAGCUCAUCAACAUCAGUGACAAGUCAAGCAUGACUGAGACCCUGGUAAAAGAACAGGAAACUGCUGUCAAGGAUCUGACAGCUACAGUUGAGUGGCUGAAAAAGGCGAACACAG
Messenger RNA from Alosa alosa (allis shad), 904 nucleotides. RefSeq names its product DNA repair protein RAD50-like. NCBI's taxonomy places the organism in Eukaryota, Metazoa, Chordata, Actinopteri, Clupeiformes, Clupeidae. The transcript has 8 exons. The record is from RefSeq and is a predicted model, not a curated record. The coding region runs from base 1 to 663 and encodes 220 amino acids.